AUGAUCGCUACAGAAUUCGACGAAGGCCCGUUUAAGCUUAUUUGCGAUGACCUUGGUCUGGCUAAUAUGAUCGUUAAAAGUGCUGAAGAUCAUACUAUCGUCGGAAUGGUAGAUCUGGAAUGGGUAUAUGCGGGACCAGCACAGAUAUUCUUCUCGGCACCAUGGUGGCUACUCUACGAUCUUCCGAUUAAUGAAGAAUGGGAUUUUAUGAUGAGCAAACCCCCUGCGCUCAAUGACCGCUUUUUCAAGUGCCUUGAUAUGUUCGUGCGUAUCUUAGCUGAGGAAGAGUCGAAGACGCCAGGGUAUAACGAAGUGUCUACUCUUGUCAAAUGGUCGGUGGACUCCGGCGCUAUAAAAUUCGUCGACCAGGGAGAAAGCAUCUCAUACAACGAAGCUUCUAUCCUUUUAGGAGGAGUCCUUCCUCAGCAGACUGGAAAGACGUAA
This is a messenger RNA of Penicillium psychrosexuale, 444 nucleotides long. RefSeq lists its product as uncharacterized. The record is from RefSeq and is a predicted model, not a curated record. Bases 1 to 444 code for a protein of 147 amino acids. The transcript has 2 exons. Lineage: Eukaryota; Fungi; Ascomycota; Eurotiomycetes; Eurotiales; Aspergillaceae.